Molecule: messenger RNA, 1733 nt
Organism: Corvus hawaiiensis (hawaiian crow)
Lineage: Eukaryota; Metazoa; Chordata; Aves; Passeriformes; Corvidae
Gene: SETD4
Product: SET domain containing 4
Exons: 11
Coding region: 89-1408 (439 amino acids)
Biological process (GO): peptidyl-lysine dimethylation; positive regulation of transcription by RNA polymerase II; peptidyl-lysine trimethylation
Molecular function (GO): transcription coactivator activity; histone H3K36 methyltransferase activity; histone H3K4 methyltransferase activity
Source: RefSeq, a predicted model, not a curated record
GAGUCGCGGAAAGAGACAGCGAGGGAAUGUCGGUGCUUGUGUCCCCUCCGGCUGGUUGUUUAAAAAAAGGCAAAAUCUGUUGCCUAAUAUGAAGAAAAAUAGAGGUCGAACAGGUCGAAAAAGAAGAAGAAAACACUUGAAGAGUUUUAUGGAUGGAGUCAACUGCAGUCACAAGCUGGAAUACAUUAAACUUCAGAAAUGGCUAAAAGAGAGAGGAUUUGAAGGCACUAAUUUAAGGCCAGCAGAGUUCUGGGGGACAGGAAGAGGAUUGAUGGCAACAAAAGCUCUUCAGGCAGGAGAUCUGGUUAUUUCAUUGCCUGAGAAGUGUUUGCUCACCACGGGCACUGUCCUCAGCAGCUGCUUGGGAGGAUACAUUGUGAAAUGGAAGCCCCGUGUGUCUCCUUUGCUGGCACUGUGCACGUUUUUGAUAGCAGAGAAACACGCUGGGGAGAAAUCUCCAUGGAAGCCCUACCUGGAUGUUCUACCCAAAACUUACACUUGCCCUGCUUGUUUGGACCAUGAUGUAAUAAAUGUUCUCCCAAAACCCUUAAAAAAGAAGGCUCAGGAGCAAAAAAUGAUGAUCCAAGAGUUGUUCAGAUCUUCCAGAGCUUUCUUCUCUUCCCUGCAGCCUUUAUUUGCUGAGAACACAGGAACUAUUUUUAACUACAGCGCUUUGGAGUGGGCUUGGUGCACUAUAAAUACCAGGACAAUCUACAUGAAACAUCCACACAGGGAAUGUUUUUCCCUGGAGCCAGAUGUUUAUGCAUUGGCACCAUAUUUAGAUUUGCUAAACCACAGCCCAAAUGUUCAGGUCAAGGCUGCGUUUAAUGAGCAGACAAGGAGCUAUGAAAUUCGGACAAAUUCACAGUGCAAAAAAUAUCAGGAGGUUUUUAUCUGCUAUGGACCUCAUGAUAAUCAGAGGCUGCUGCUGGAAUAUGGAUUUGUUGCCAUGGAUAACCCUCACAGCAGCGUUUAUGUCUCAGCAGAAACUCUCCUCAAAUAUUUCUCACCACUGGACAAGCAGAGAAAGGCCAAAGUUGCCAUUCUAAAGGAUCAUGAUUUCCUAGAGAACCUGACCUUUGGAUGGGAUGGACCAUCCUGGAGACUCCUCACAGCCCUCAAGGUGUUGAGUCUGGGAGCAGAUGAAUUUGCCUGCUGGAGGAGGACCCUGCUUGGUGAUGUCACUUCAGCCAGGAAUGAACAGCAGGCUCUGGACACAGCAGCAAAAAUUUGUCGUUUUUUAAUAGAGGAGACCCAGCAUGUCCUUCUCCAGAUUUCCCAAUUGAAAAAGGACAAAGAGAACCUCAAAACCCACCUGGCUUUGGUGGAAAUGCUGCGCUCAGAAGACCUCAAGAUCCUUCAAAAAUCAGCUGAGAUUCUUUGCAACUUGAAUUUGGCAACAGCUUGAGCCCCCCUGGACUUGUGACAGCUGUAAUUGGUCUGGGAUUAUUGCCAGAUUAUUACUCUUUUAAUGGACCUGAGCAGCAAAGAAUAAUUUAAAAAUUCAUCAGAAUAAUUUUGUUCUUUGCUGACAUUCACACGAAAGGUUCUGCUGAAGUGAAGCGCUCGAGCUCCUUGUGUGGUUUGGAGAAAAGAGAAUUUUUAAAAGCAUUUCAGGGCAUAUUUAAGCUGCAGAAACUUCCUUUGUAGUUGUGGUUGUGUUGUGAUUAUUUUCCAUGAUGUGGUUUUAAAAAGUGCUUAUUUUUAUCAAUAUAUUACUUCAUUUUCUACAA